AUGUCUGUCACUUCCCCAGAUAAGGUUGUGGACGACGUUUUGGACCGUCUCUGUGUGGAAGAGACGGGAUUGAGCGUUGCCGAGGUCUGGGAGGAGAUCAAGGGCAAGUUCCCGCGGUUUGGGGCGUUUGAGAAGACCCUUGUCUGGAGCUGGCUCGUGCAGGAGAACGACCUGCUGGUGUACAUUGUCACGUCCACCAGCAAGGAGAAGAGCGGCAAGACAACCUACCAAACAGAGACGGUUGACAAGAGCACGAGUCUUGUGGACCUUGUGGACGAGUAUGGCGAGGACAAGCUGCGUAUCGGCGUCACGGAUGACAGACAGUCUUUGUUUUUGCUAGGGGUCAAGAAAGAAAAUAACAACCUGGGCUAUUUUCCGUACGAAUUAUUGCGCUACAUUACGAAGGCCAAGGAAGCCGGCAUCACGUCCAUGGAGCUCAUUAGGCAGUCUGGCCAGGACCGGCGCAGUCUGACGUCCCGACUGCAGACUCUGGAAGACCUUGGCGUGGUGAAGAAGUUUCCUGCAGUCAUCGACUCUGCCAACUCGUACGUCAUUGUGAGCACCAAGUACGAGAAGCAGUUUUCAUUUGCAAAUCUGCGGACCAGCUUCGAGCUCAUGGGCGUUGUGAUGAAGUCUCUGCAGGAAGCCCCGAACGGUGUUCGUGUUCCGUCCGACCUGGCACGGGAGCUGCGUCUGACCUCGAAGAAAGAACGCCGUAUGCUGGCCAAGGCGAUCCGCAACCUGGUGGUGCUGGGCUAUGCUUGUAAGAUAAACGUCGAGCACGAGUCGUCGGGACGCAAGUUCGUGGGGCUGCAGUUUCUCAAAGAGCUUCCACAAACACAGGCUGCACGCCAGGAGCUGAAGUCUGAGCUGGCGUCGCUGGGCCAAGAUCGCGAGGAGGACCAGGACGAGCUUUUUGGCACGGUUUUUGAAAGCAGCACGGACGACACCCCCACAUACAACCCGUUCUUUCCUCUGCAAAACCAGAUUUUCGACACUGUGAAGAGCAGCCCAGGCAUUUCCACCAAGAAACUCAACACAUGCAUCACUGGAAGCCUCUCUGUGAAGUCGUUUAGCAACUACAUUGGCUCCUACGUUUUUGACAAUCCUGUUCCUGAACCGAAUGCCGUGAUACGCUAUCUGCAUCACGAGGGCAAGGCCCGCUACUAUUGCCACAUGAUCCAGUCUGAGUACCUGAAAAGACAGGGCCAGCAAGUUGACGAAGCGCCGCUGGAGUUUGCAAAAACAGAGGAGAAUACGCAGACCAUAGCAGAGAUAAGCGCUGGCCACUACAUUGACCCGUUCCCAAAACGUGUUUCGCUCGUUUUCUUCCCAGACAAAUCGUUCAAAUUUUGCUGGUUUGGCUACUCCGGGCCCGUUUUGAAGAGUCUCGUUUCCAAACAGAGCAAGAUAAAGCAGCUGGUUAUUGGCGAGACGCUGAAGAUUGCUGUAUCGAAGAAAAUACAGCGUAUUGGCCAGCCAAAGCUGGUUAGAGGAGGACACUUUGACGAGUAUAAGGGCCGUGUUGAGAGUCCUGCAAAAUUUGUGCCAAAGGUGGAGGAGCACAUCCCCAAGGCUCUGGAUGCCGAUAUUGAUUUCGGCCCCAGCAGGCGACGUUCUGUACUGCUCCAGAUUAUCGACGAGAGCAGAUGCAUUGCUCUCAACAUGGAGCUCACGAAAAAAUUGUCUGACGCUCUGAACGUGAACUAUCUUGUUGACCGCCGGACUGUCAAGAAAGACGCCGCCGUGCUGCAAAGACAGAAUUUGAUCACGGUAAAAGAGGUGCGGAGCUCCAUUCGCUCCUUCACGCACACAGUCCUCUGUUCCGUGGCAAACAAGCCGUCGCAGGACGACCUCGACGCCAUCGCCCAUUCCGUCAGCUCCAAAUCCGCGUCGGUCAACCCUCGGCUGAGCUCGGCUCCUACGCUGCCCGUAUUCAAGGCCAACGAUUCGCACUUUUUCGAAAUGCCGUCUCAGCUCUUGUCGCAGCUUCGCAAAUCAAACCAGAAAAAAGGUCUUGACACCGCAAAAAGAGUGGAGGCGCGUCUCCGCGCGGCAGAAAGGCCACCUGACUCUAAGAAAAAGCGGCCGCGUGCCUCCAACGACGAGGACCUGCUUGCUCCGCUGAUGGAAUCGAGAAAGAGGAAGAAAGUCUCCACACGUCAGAAGACGCAGUCGUCCUCGACGGCGCCAACGAAACGUGCCCGGAACAACACCCGUCUGAGCAGCAAGGACGUCAUGCUGCUGAUCCGUGCAAUCAUCAUCUCGCAAUCGCUGUCGCCGGCCAACACCAUCGAUUGGACCAAGGUUUCUGCUCUGUUCCAGGACAGGUACACUUCGGAGGUUUUGAGACGACAGUGGCCUCGCCACAAACGAAUGGUUGGAAUUAGGGCUUUACAGCUGUCCAGGAAGACGUGGGAGAGAAUUUUGAUGUCAGCCAUCACGAACGGUGAUAUUGGCGAGGACGAGCUGCUGGACUACGAUCUGAGCCGGAUGAUUUCUCUCUGGAAGUCUGUGGAUGCAGACUCGUUUGAAAAUACUCACGAUGUGGUUCUUUACCGCAACUACCAGGAAAACUUCAAGGAGCAACGGUGGCGGCCCGAUACUGAUCUGCGUGGACUCGAUGUUUUCAAAGAAGGCACUUCUAUCAUAGAGCGCGAGGAGCAGUGUGCUCGGGCCAUGUUCGCGUAUCCGCUAGUUUCUGAGGAGCCGAGUCGUGAGCCGAGCGGCGUUGAGGAAGCAAAGACCAAGCUCAAGGCCCUGUUUGCGACGGGACCAGACAAGUUCUCGUCUACGGAGGCCAAAAAGGUGUUUUCUUCUACGGAAAAGGAUGUCUAUGCAAAGGCUCUGGCGGAGUUGGAGGAUGACAAGGUGAUUGCCUAUUUGGGCGAGGACUCGCCGAUCAAGUUCACGCUGACCGAGAAGAUCAUGUUUCUGAUUGACUGGAAGUUCACACGGGCCUUUUUCGACCAAUGUGCCGGGUUUGUGGAGAUGAUGGAAACGGCCACCCUGAACAACAAGGGAGUCAUUCUGUCUCCGCUGUCUCCAGAUAGCUGUUUUGCUCCCUUGAUCAAUAUGAUGGCCCAGGCGGAAAUCAAGGUUACGAGAAUCGACCAGAGCCCGCCCAUGCUAAUCGACAACUACUCCACCAAGAGCCAGGACAAGACGAAGCUCGAGAGCGACUUUAUUUUGCACGACAUGCACACGGCGAUAGAUCUGAAGGCGGUGGCUCCGCCAAGCGGGUCGCCGUGCUCGCGUCUCUGGAUCGACCUCAACGGGGAUCUCAACGUGGAAAUCUGGUACAAGACGGUGUGCUCGCUUUUGCGAUGCAUAGUUUUCAGGCCCGGCGUGACGUUCCGUCUGCUGUGUCUGCGGUUUAGUCCUUUGUACGAGCCGUUCGAGCUGAAGCUGGUUCUCGACUGGCUGGUUGCGAAAAAGGCGGUGGUCGAGCGAAGCGGCGGUUAUUGGGCAGGAUCAUACUGGUACUUGACGUUCGAUCGAUAG
This is a messenger RNA of Ogataea haglerorum, 3504 nucleotides long. RefSeq lists its product as uncharacterized. The record is from RefSeq and is a predicted model, not a curated record. NCBI's taxonomy places the organism in Eukaryota, Fungi, Ascomycota, Pichiomycetes, Pichiales, Pichiaceae. Bases 1 to 3504 code for a protein of 1167 amino acids. Gene Ontology annotation, molecular function: DNA binding. Gene Ontology annotation, biological process: transcription initiation at RNA polymerase III promoter; 5S class rRNA transcription by RNA polymerase III. The transcript has a single exon. Gene Ontology annotation, cellular component: transcription factor TFIIIC complex.